AUGCAGACCAACUUCUUUGUCUUUGCAGCCAUGCAGAGAGUAUUCACUUUUGGAAAAGGUAGGACUGAAGGCAACAAGGGCAUGAAGUCCUUGUUGGGAGGUAAAGGAGCAAACCUAGCUGAAAUGGCAAGCAUUGGAUUGUCAGUGCCACCCGGUCUCACCAUAUCAACGGAAGCAUGCCAGGAGUAUCAGCAGAAUGGCAAGAAGCUGCCAGAAGGACUGUGGGAGGAGAUAUUGGAAGGCUUGGAGUGCGUGGAGAAGGACAUGGGAGCUUUCCUUGGGGACCCUUUCAAGCCGCUUCUCCUUUCUGUUCGGUCUGGUGCCGCGAUUUCAAUGCCUGGCAUGAUGGACACUGUCCUAAAUCUUGGGCUCAAUGAUGAAGUGGUUGCUGGUUUGGCUGCGAAAAGUGGAGAUCGGUUUGCAUAUGACUCGUACCGACGGUUUGUAGACAUGUUUGGAGGUGUUGUGAUGGGCAUUCCACACUCAUUGUUUGAGGAAAAGUUAGAGAAGUUGAAGGAUGCAAAGGGUGUAAAGCUCGAUACACAGCUAACAGCCUCUGAUCUUAAGGAACUGGUGGAACAAUACAAGAAUGUCUACCUACAAGCUAAGGGUGAAAAGUUUCCUUCAGAUCCAAAAAAGCAGCUAGAGUUAGCUGUUAAAGCAGUAUUUGAUUCUUGGGACAGUCCAAGGGCCAUUAAGUAUCGAAGCAUUAACCAAAUAACUGGGUUAAAGGGAACGGCUGUAAACAUUCAGUGCAUGGUGUUUGGGAACAUGGGAAACACUUCGGGGACAGGUGUUCUAUUUACUCGGAACCCAAGCACUGGGGAACAGAAGCUGUAUGGGGAAUUUCUGAUCAAUGCUCAGGGAGAGGAUGUUGUUGCUGGAAUUAGAACACCAGAGGACUUGGAUACCAUGAAAAGUACCAUGCCCGAAGCUUACAAUGAGCUUGUGGCAAACUGUGAAAUCUUGGAACGGCAUUACAAAGAUAUGAUGGAUAUUGAAUUCACUGUUCAAGAAAAUAGGCUGUGGAUGUUGCAAUGUCGAUCUGGCAAACGUACGGGUAAAGGUGCAGUAAAGAUUGCUGUAGACAUGGUUAAUGAAGGGCUUGUUGAUACUCGAACAGCAAUUAAGAUGGUGGAGCCACAGCAUCUUGACCAACUACUUCACCCACAGUUUGAGGAUCCUUCCACUUACAAAGACAAAGUGGUAGCCACAGGCUUACCUGCAUCCCCUGGAGCAGCAGUGGGUCAGAUUGUAUUCAGUGCUGAUGAUGCUGAAGCAUGGCAUGCACAAGGAAAAAGUGUCAUUCUGGUAAGGACGGAAACCAGUCCAGAGGAUGUUGGGGGUAUGCAUGCGGCUGUAGGGAUAUUGACAGCUAGAGGUGGCAUGACAUCUCAUGCAGCUGUUGUAGCCCGUGGCUGGGGAAAAUGUUGUGUUUCUGGUUGUGCUGACAUCCGGGUUAAUGGUGCAGAGAAGCUUCUCGUCAUUGGUGACAAUUUUAUUAGAGAAGGGGAAUGGCUUUCAUUGAACGGGUCUACUGGUGAGGUGAUCUUGGGUAAACUACCACUCUCUCCUCCAGCUUUAAGUGGUGAUCUGGAGACCUUCAUGUCUUGGGCUGAUAAAAUCAGGCGUAUUAAGGUCAUGGCAAAUGCUGACACACCAGAAGAUGCACUAACAGCACGAAAUAAUGGUGCCCAAGGGAUCGGACUCUGUAGGACAGAGCAUAUGUUCUUUGCUUCCGACGAGAGGAUAAAGGCUGUGAGAAAAAUGAUAAUGGCAGUUACGACUGAACAGAGGAAGGCAGCCCUGAACCUGUUGCUGCCUUAUCAAAGAUCUGACUUCUCCGGCAUCUUCCGUGCAAUGGAUGGUCUUCCAGUGACAAUCCGACUAUUAGACCCUCCACUCCAUGAAUUUCUACCAGAAGGUGACCUUGAGCAGAUUGUCAGUGAACUAACCAUGGAGACUGGCAUGACGCAAGAUGAAGUUUACUCAAGGAUUGAAAAAUUAUCAGAAGUAAAUCCCAUGCUUGGUUUCCGAGGCUGUAGGCUAGGGAUAUCGUAUCCAGAGCUAACUGAAAUGCAGGUGCGUGCAAUCUUUCAGGCUGCUGUUUCUAUGAGUAACCAAGGUGUUAAAGUCCUUCCGGAGAUAAUGGUUCCUCUUAUAGGAACACCUCAGGAACUAGGGCAUCAAGUGAAUUUAAUACGUAGCGUUGCCAAUAAAGUAUUCUCUGAGAUGGGUUUCUCCUUGAGCUAUAAGGUUGGGACCAUGAUUGAGAUACCAAGGGCUGCUCUGGUUGCAGAUGAGAUUGCCAAGGAGGCAGAAUUCUUCUCCUUUGGGACCAAUGACCUGACACAGAUGACUUUUGGGUACAGCAGAGAUGAUGUUGGCAAGUUUCUUCCCAUAUACCUUUCCAAAGGCAUUCUCCAGAAUGAUCCAUUUGAGGUACUCGAUCAAAAAGGUGUAGGUCAACUUAUCAAGAUUGCCACAGAAAAGGGUCGAGCAGCUAGGCCAAGCUUGAAGGUUGGAAUAUGUGGAGAGCAUGGAGGGGAGCCUUCUUCUGUGGCAUUUUUUGCAAAGGCCGGACUGGACUACGUCUCAUGUUCUCCAUUCAGAGUGCCUAUUGCUAGGCUAGCCGCAGCACAAGUUGCUGUAUGAUCAGGAAGGACCUUUUCUCGGGAAGAGGACUCCAGGUACUGCAUAUAAACAGUUGUACAUAAAUAAGAACGUUCCAAAGGUGGAUGAAUGGAAGAAUACAGAAGUGAAUUAAAAAGGAAUAUUCCUUAUGAUGAGAGGAGAAGACUAUUAGAAGUCAAGUGUAUAAUUUGCUUGUGGACCUUGUAUUCAAUAAAGAGUUUCAAGUAAAACCAGUUAUUUUCUUUCUUGAUUAUUAGAAAAAAAAUAUGCUUAUACAAUGUUUUGAAUUCCUAUCAAUGAG
Molecule: messenger RNA, 2935 nt
Organism: Ilex paraguariensis (yerba mate)
Lineage: Eukaryota; Viridiplantae; Streptophyta; Magnoliopsida; Aquifoliales; Aquifoliaceae
Source: the annotation of a GenBank genome assembly